Molecule: messenger RNA, 1188 nt
Organism: Herpailurus yagouaroundi (jaguarundi)
Lineage: Eukaryota; Metazoa; Chordata; Mammalia; Carnivora; Felidae
Gene: NR2F6
Product: nuclear receptor subfamily 2 group F member 6
Exons: 2
Source: RefSeq, a predicted model, not a curated record
CCCUACCCCGCGGCGGCCGGGCGCUUCGGUGCGGGCGCGGCGGGCGCGUUCGGCGCCGGGGGCGGCGCGGCGGGCGCCGUGCUGGGCAUCGACAACGUGUGCGAGCUGGCGGCGCGGCUGCUCUUCAGCACCGUGGAGUGGGCGCGCCACGCGCCCUUCUUCCCCGAGCUGCCCGUGGCCGACCAGGUGGCGCUGCUGCGCCUCAGCUGGAGCGAGCUCUUCGUGCUGAACGCGGCGCAGGCUGCGCUGCCCCUGCACACGGCGCCGCUGCUGGCCGCCGCCGGUCUGCACGCCGCGCCCAUGGCCGCCGAGCGCGCCGUGGCCUUCAUGGACCAGGUGCGCGCCUUCCAGGAGCAGGUGGACAAGCUGGGCCGCCUGCAGGUCGACUCGGCCGAGUACGGCUGCCUCAAGGCCAUCGCGCUCUUCACGCCCGAUGCCUGCGGCCUCUCGGACCCAGCACACGUGGAAAGCCUGCAGGAGAAGGCGCAGGUGGCCCUCACCGAGUACGUGCGGGCCCAGUACCCGUCCCAGCCGCAGCGUUUUGGGCGUCUGCUGCUGCGGCUCCCCGCCCUGCGUGCUGUCCCUGCCUCCCUCAUCUCCCAGUUGUUUUUCAUGCGCCUGGUGGGCAAGACGCCCAUCGAGACGCUGAUCCGAGACAUGCUGCUGUCAGGAAGUACCUUCAACUGGCCUUAUGGCUCAGGCCAGUGACUUCACGGGGCCCGGUGCGCUGUGGCUGGGUCUGCAGACCUCAAGGGAUACGGAUGCUUCGGCCUCGGGCGGGGCCCCCCAGCGGAGGACCCUGGCUUCUCUUCUCAGACUCCUAUUUUUUAAAGACUGUGAAAUGUUUGUCUUCUCUGUUUUUUAAAUGAUCAUGAAACCAAAAAGAGAGUGCUUGUCCAGGCGCCAGCCCCGGCCUCCUCAGAACUCCUGGCCAAAAUAAGAAGGGGAGGGACUGAGGGCUCCCCUCCUGGGACAGCCUGUAGCUCAGUGCCCCAAGCACGAACUUUUGGGACGGUGGGGGUUGGCUUCCCUGGUGUGAUGGACAAAGGCCUGGUGGCUGGACUAGCUGGGCGGCCGCAGCCGGGCAGGGGUAGUAUCUAUCAGGCAGACCCUCUGGACACGUAAUCCACGUUGGACACUACAUGAUGAAUGAAUCAAGGCCAAUAAUAAAGCUAUUUCCUAACUGCA